CGCAUCAUAGUUGGACGACGGAGACGAGAGGGAAAGAAAAGGGCAAGGAAGGGACCUGUGAUAAAUUCAGCCUCUCACUCUUGGCGCCAAUCCGAUUUAAAGAGGAAAAAACAGCCAAUUUUCUUUUGACAUUUUCAUCAAAUUUGCGGCGAACUGCUGCUUCGCCCACAAGCCAGUCGCUCGGUCGCUACACUCGGCUAGCUUCGUUAGCACAUUAUCUAUCAUUGUCAUAUUAAUCUGGCCCCCUUCUCACUGUCUGUAGUCACGAUACUAACAACUCAGCAACAGUGAAGCACAGGGACAAUAGAGGUGUGUUUCUGCAGAGGCAUCGAGAAGACAAAGCUGCCAAAAAAAAAAAUGGGGGUGAAGGAAGUCCAACAGGGCAAAGGAGAAGAAGGCACGGCGCCUGGAAGAGCGGGCAGCUAUGGAUGCCGUCUGUGCGAAAGUGGACGCAGCAAAUAAGCUUGAUGACCCACUGGCUGCCUUCCCAGCCUUCAAGAAGUACGACAGAAAUGGGCUGAACCUGCAGAUAGAGUGUAAGAGAGUGACCACGCUCAACCCGCUGUCUGUGGAGUGGGCCUUCGAACUCACGCGAGCCAACAUGCAGACACUGUAUGAGCAGAGCGAGUGGGGCUGGAAAGAGAGGGAAAAGAGGGACGAGAUGAACGACGAGAGGGCGUGGUACCUGCUGGCCCGCGACGGCGACUCCGCUCCCGUGGCCUUCUCUCACUUCCGGUUCGACGUGGAGUGCGGGGAGGAGGUUUUAUAUUGCUAUGAGGUGCAACUAGAGAGUCGAGUUCGGAGGAAAGGACUCGGCAAGUUCCUCAUUCAGAUACUUCAGCUCAUCGCUAACAGUACUCAGAUGAAGAAGGUGAUGCUGACAGUUUUUAAACACAACCACGGGGCUUACCAGUUCUUCAGAGAAGCUUUACAGUUCGAGAUAGACGAGACUUCGCCGAGCAUGUCUGGUUGCUGCGGCGACGACUGCUCUUACGAGAUCCUGAGCCGGCGGACCAAACACGGCGAGGCCUCGGCCGGACACACCCACGGGGGCGGGCACUGCGGUGGCUGCUGCCACUGAUCCACCUCACCCCUCCCCUCCCCUCCCUUACACCUUCUACGAUUGGUUUAAAAAAAAAAAAAAAAAGCCAGCAACUUUCAUCCGUGGCUGUGUGUGAAAGCUUUAGCUGCCUGCUUCUCUUCAGACGCUUUGGAGUUGAAACGGCUGUAGAGGGCCGUUUAAAAAUGAAUCGAUGGUGAGAACACUCGUUCUCUCAUUACAGAGUCAGACUUGUGUGUUUUUUUUUGUUUUUGUUUUUGUGUAUGUGUAUUCCUACUACGAAGGCAGCAUCAGUGUGAGCUUUCACACAUAGCCUCUGAUUAUUAUUUUCUUUCCUACUUCUUGGUUUAAUGUCCGGCCGUAUUUUUCUCACUCUCUUAUCUCAGUUAAUGAUGACAGUUAGUAUUUCAGAGUCAAGAUCAAGCUAAGUUAUUGCUGACAUUUUCUACCACUGCAGCGAAUCUCAUCCCAACCCGCUCUUCUUCUUCUUCUUCUUCUUCUUCUUCUUCUCCUUCUCCAAACAUGUUCGACUUUAUUGCAUCGUUUGCGCCGUGCUUCUGGAAUAGUUUAGGAACCGAAAAUUGUCUGCUGGCUCAAUUCUGUAUUACAGAAAUGCAUCACCCAUCAAGAUGUCUCAAUCGUUUAUAGGUAGAUGAUUAUUAAUCAUGCCCUCUGUAAAGUAACAGUCGAAUCGAAGCCAGUAACACGCUGCUUUCAGUCAUACAGCCCCCGGUUUCUCGGGGAUUCUGAGACCACUUGCCUGUUGCGCUGUCCCUGGAUUUGCUCGCGUAUAUGGCUCGUGAGUUUUCCAACAACAUGCAUUACAGCAACUGUUCAGAGCCACAUCGGUCCAUGACGCUGUACUACUGUUACUAGAUCCAAGACGGAGAUGUCUAAUCAGCUUUCAACUCUUUUUAAACGAUGGCACAAGUUGUCCAAGAUUGCUUCUUUUUUUUUUUCCUAGUCCCAAAUUGAAUUAGGUCAAAUAUUUGAUUUCAACAUUUGUAGCCUCCAACACUCCUGACAGUCAUGCCAUGGGUUGGAGUUGGCUGCCUUGUCCUCUCAGAUGUCCGACAUGCUUUAACUGUCCAGGUCAGACGUGCAUGUCAUGGACUACAAAUCAAUCCCAGCCUCACAGACGACGCAAGGUUUCAUCGGUUUAAGAAAUCACCUAAUUCUAAGCUCUUUUUUUUUCCUCCCUUGUUUUCAUUUCUUACAGAUACAAAUGAGAGACUUCCCCCCCCCCCCACCCCCCCCCUAAAAUGUUUAGUCACAGAUCUCCAGUAUUGUAGAGAUUGUAAUCCUCCUCCUCUCCCGUUCGUUAAUGUGCCUCUGUUCUCCCUCGGUGUCCUGGAAGCGCUGCGCUCUCUCCCUGCAGGCCUCUUCAUGUCGCUUUCAUCUCGAUCCACAUUGUAAAAAUGUCGUCACUCCCGCUCGCCUCUUCGUUGACAUGUUUCUUUUCCAAGAGGUACUUAAAGGUAAAAACAAGUCGGUGUUAAUACUAGAUUGUGCUGUAUUUAAAAAAAAACAACAAAAAAAACAACUCAAUCACCCUCCAUCCCUUCUCUUACCUAUUUUGUUAGCAUGAGCAAAUCAUAUUGAUUUAACAUGGAUGAGGAUUGGCAGAAGUGACCUCUUCAUUCUGUGGCCGUUUGAAGCUGGUGAAUGCUUUUAAUUUGGAGGCAGGAAUAUAAAUGGAUGGACGAAUGAUGGAUUGAUUGCAGAGCGCCGAGUGUUGUUAUUCCUCUUUUAUUCUCAGUCGUCAGCCCCACGGUUAAAGUUUGCAUGAGAAAACGUCAUACCGUUUAAGUCAGCUCGUAGUCGAGGGCGGUGCCGCUUCUUAACUUGGGCGUCACUGUUUGUACACUCCUGUUCAUCCUCGGCUGGUAACAAAAGAAUACAAAUCUCCCCUUAGUAUCCUGGCAAGCUUUAUUUGAAGAUGGGAUUUGGUGUUGAGUAUCACAGUGAUGUGGAUGUGUCGGGGUUUUUUUUCCUUUUUUUAAAGCAUCUUGGCACAAACUCAGUGUUGUGAGAUUUUGGUGAAGUCGUGCCGUUACAUCUGCUGCUGAGAUCUUUUUGUAGGAAUUCCCUCUCCGGGAUUUUUAGAUACCGGUCAACCUUGGAAAGGCUGCUUUCAACCGCUUCACUCUGGUCCGUUUCACAUCUGUUUACAAAAACCUUCGGGGUGUUUUUUGGGACAGUUUUUUUUGGUGAGAGUUGGGCCAUCGUGAAACCUUGACUCUGGUCGGAUUGUAUAGUUUUGAACUUGUGGACUUGGAUGUGAAGAGACCUCUUUCUAGUUCGGCUGUGAGUGGCUUUAAUUGGUGCUUUUUGAAUGUUUUGGCAAGAAGAGCUCAGCUUGAAAUUGAGUACAGACUAAUGCCUGCUCAGAGAAUGUGAAACGGGGGAGACUGAAAUGUUGAAGACAUUUUCUUAGAAACGCUUAAAUCUGAGUUAAUCUUUGUGUUACAAAAGACCAAAUUUUCAUGUGCCACUAAAAAUAAAGCCUUCUGGAUGACAGAGUCCAGGUGCUGGGGUGAAAGGUUUUGGUCGUUUUUCCAGAAGAAAGAUAAAUUCAGCAAGUGGAGACGACGAAUCCGUGUCUCGUGCUCGUUUGAUCAUGAACGACAAGAGCGGUUAACUUAUUGCUUGUUUUAGCGCUAGCUUACCUUCUGAUGAGUACGGUGAAUCAUUUUUGUACUACAUAGGUUACAAAGAAACGGACGGUGUUGUACAUAGUGGUAGUAACCAAUCAACCGGCUGACAGUCUCUCUCUCUCUCUCUCUCUCUCUCAGGUUAAUCAAACGUAAUCGAACCUCAUCUGUUACAUUUUACAGCCAUGUUGUCAGUUUGCUGUUUGCUGGGUUGGAUUAACUGCAGCUCUUUUCUAGAGUCUUUUUUGUGUGUGUGCCAUUUCAACAUAUUUAAAGGAAAGGAUUUUAGAGCGCUGUCUCGGAUUAAAUUUAAGUGGAUUUUUAGUUUUUAUGCUUUGAAAUGGGCGCCAAGGAAAAAUUGACCUUAGAUUAGUGCUUCGAUGUUAUAUUCAUUCCAGACAGAUGGACUGUCUUUAAAAAAAAAAAAAAAAGGCUCAAUGGCAGUAAAACUGCUUUGGUGAAAAAUUCUUUACUUUGAAAAUGAGCCAAAACGUAACCAGUUUAUUUUAAUUCAAUGAGGGCUUUUAUUUUGGAAAAUGGUUUCAUACCCUCGCACAGUCACAGAUUCUUUUUUUUUUUUUUCUCUCUUGGUCUUUUCUCGAUGUAAAUAUAUAUAUAAGCUGUUGUGGAUCCAUCUUCAUUUUCAUUUCUUGGCCUUUUACAGGUUAAACACUUUUUUAAACAUGAUGUUGAACGAUAAGCUCCCAUGUUUGAGAGUGAGUGUUACAGUCCUGUCCAUAAACGACAAUGAAAGGGAAAACUGAGUCAUUAUGCCUUGUCAGUGUUUUAUUUGUAUGUUACAAAUAAAGGAAAGUUGAUUGACUUUUCAAAA
Labrus mixtus (cuckoo wrasse) is the source of this 4546-nucleotide messenger RNA. It is a transcript of the gene naa40, whose product is annotated as N-alpha-acetyltransferase 40, NatD catalytic subunit. The record is from RefSeq and is a predicted model, not a curated record. The coding region runs from base 425 to 1081 and encodes 218 amino acids. Gene Ontology annotation, molecular function: histone H4 acetyltransferase activity; protein N-terminal-serine acetyltransferase activity; histone H2A acetyltransferase activity. Gene Ontology annotation, cellular component: nucleus. Lineage: Eukaryota; Metazoa; Chordata; Actinopteri; Labriformes; Labridae. The transcript is spliced from 8 exons.